UCGGCAGAGUUAUCGUUUACCGUUGCAUGUUGCAUACUUGAUGCAACGUAAACCGAGUCGUGGAAAUAAAAGAAAAUAAUAUUUAAUAGUAAUAUGGAGGAGAUGGGCAAUAAUUCAAAACGUAUGCACAAUAUAGAGAAUGUGCGUUCGUAUGAGCAGUUUUCGAAUAAAGGAAAAAAGGAUACGAUAGAUUUAAAUUGGUGGUUGGUUUUUGGAAUUAUUGUCAUAUUGACAGCAGCGACAAGAUUUUAUAAAGUUACAGAACCGCAACAUGUUUGUUGGGAUGAAACUCACUUUGGUAGAAUGGGUAGUUGGUACAUAAACAGGACGUUCUUUUUCGAUGUUCAUCCGCCGCUAGGAAAGAUGUUGAUAGCAUUAUCUGGCUAUCUGACCGGAUACGAUGGAACGUUUGCUUUCGAGAAACCAGGAGAUAAAUAUGAAAACGUUAAAUACCAUGGUAUGAGAAUUUUUUGUACAUUUUUAGGUGCGACGAUAGUUCCUUUGUCAUACCUGGUUGUAUGGGACUUGACAAAAACUAUUCAGGCAGCUGCAUUAUCCGCGCUAUUUAUUUUGUUUGACGGAGGACUGUUGACGUUAAAUCAGUACAUCCUGCUGGAUCCCAUACUGUUGUGUUUUAUAAUGUGUGCAACUUGGGGAAUGGCUCGUAUAGGUUCUCUUCGCGAUGAACCUUUCUCAUGGAAAUGGUGGGGUUGGUUAUCGUUUGCAGGAAUUUCGCUUGCGUGCACGAUGUGCGUAAAAUUUGUUGGUCUAUUUGUUGUUCUACUCGUUGGGCUUUAUUCGGCUGUUGAAUUAUGGAGGGAAUUAGGAGAUCUUACGAAACCGAUUAUAUAUGUGGGCAAACACUUUGUGGCACGAUGUAUUUGUCUCAUCUUCUUACCGAUGCUACUAUACAUGAUAUCUUUUUACGUUCAUUUUUCUGUUUUGAACAGAAGUGGAAACGGGGAUGGAUUUUAUAGUUCGGAAUUCCAAUCUCUACUAGAAGGAAACUCUUUGUAUAAUGCAACGAUGCCACGACAAUUAGCCUAUGGUGCGAGAAUCACCUUGAAAAAUCACCGUACCGGUGGAGGAUAUUUACAUUCUCACUGGCAUCUUUAUCCAGAAGGCAUUGGAGCUAGGCAACAACAAAUCACUACUUACUCUCAUAAAGAUGAUAACAAUUUAUGGUUGAUAAAGAAGUUUGAUACCAACGACAUUCCGUCUGAGCCAGAACUAGUGAAACACGGUGAUCUUGUACGAUUGGAACACGUUAUUACGCAUAGAAAUUUACAUUCGCACAAGGAGUUUGCAGCCAUGUCUAAGAAGCAUUAUCAAGUUACUGGAUAUGGUGAAGGUGGUACCGGUGAUGCUAACGAUGUAUGGAAAGUUUUGAUAGUAAAUGGCAAAGACGGCGAUGUAAUUGAAACAGUAACGAGUAAAUUAAAAUUUGUGCACUAUCUACAUCAUUGCGUUCUAACGUACAGCGGCAAAACGUUGCCCAAAUGGGCAUACAGUCAACAAGAAGUUUCGUGCAAUCCAAAUAUGAGAGAUAAAAAUGCAUUGUGGAAUAUCGAAGAUAACAAUUAUGCAAAGCUACCAAACGUCAGUUUUCAAGUAUACGCGCCAAGAUUUUUCGACAGAUUUUUGGAAUCGCAUGCUGUUAUGUUACAAGGAAAUGCAGAUUUGAAACUGAAGGAAGGAGAAGUAUCGUCGCGUCCCUGGCAAUGGCCUAUUAAUUACAGAGGCCAAUUCUUUUCUGGCAACAAUUUAAGGAUAUAUUUACUCGGUAACCCAAUUAUAUGGUGGGGCAAUAUCGUGUUUUUAAUCGUUUUCAUUGCAUUAUAUAUUAACGGUUGCGUACGGCAACAACGCGGUUGUGUAGAUCGUCAUGAUGUACUCGAACAAAGAAAGAAACUAACGAAUGCAGGAAAAUGGUUAUUUAUCGGUUGGAUAUUGCAUUAUUUACCAUUCUGGAUGAUGAGCAGAGUUUUAUAUUUUCAUCAUUAUUUCCCGGCUUUGUUGUACAGUUCAAUGUUAACUGGAAUCACCGUGAACUACAUUCUGGAAACUUUAUUAAUUUUAUUGCCAAACAAAUUUGGAUACGUCAUCUAUCAUACGACACUGGCUGUUAUCGUUUCAGGUACCGUAUACAGUUUCUAUUUGUUCUCCCCAUUGGCGUAUGGUAUGGUUGGACCUACUGCCCAAGAUCCUGAAAGUCCACUGCAUGCUUUAAAGUGGCUGGAUUCGUGGGAAUUUUAAGGAAAAUUGUUUCUUAUUGCUUGGAUAGAUUUUCAAUAUCCAAGCUCUUUACGAUACACGGGGCAUUGGUAUGGUUACAGAUCGAUACGAAUUAAAAUUAUGAAAAAUUAAAGACGAUAUAUCGAUAGAUAUAAAAUAAGAAUUAAUUUUCGAAGGAUGUACAUAUGUCGUUUGAACUGAAAUGAAUGAUGUAUUUUGUAUAGUAAUGAUGUAUGUACAUAAGGGCACAUAUUACGUCAUGUGUGAGUACGUUGGAUUUUCUACUUAUUUUUUGUCCGAAAAGUAACGUCCCCUGUCACGCAGUACUAUGAAAACAAAGUAUCAAGUUUGGAGAAUUUGGGGAAUGAAAAAUGUGACGAAAAAUGUUUUUUCUACGUUUGUAAGAAUAAUAGAAACGA
Messenger RNA from Colletes gigas, 2654 nucleotides. It is a transcript of the gene twisted, whose product is annotated as protein O-mannosyl-transferase 2. Gene Ontology annotation, molecular function: dolichyl-phosphate-mannose-protein mannosyltransferase activity. Gene Ontology annotation, cellular component: membrane; endoplasmic reticulum. NCBI's taxonomy places the organism in Eukaryota, Metazoa, Arthropoda, Insecta, Hymenoptera, Colletidae. The transcript is spliced from 14 exons. The record is from RefSeq and is a predicted model, not a curated record. Bases 94 to 2256 code for a protein of 720 amino acids. Gene Ontology annotation, biological process: protein O-linked glycosylation via mannose.